AUGUCGCUCCUCAAAAGGUACCUUGGGCUCGCCGGUGCUGCUCCCGCCCAUGACCCCAAAGCCCCCGUCAGGGCACUACCAGCAUCAUGGUACACGUCCCAGGACAUGUACGAGCUUGAGCGCCGUGCAAUCUUCUCCAGAAAGUGGCUCCUCACAACGCACAAGUCUCGUCUUCCCAACCCUGGAGAUUGGGUCAAGUACGACGUGGCGGGCUACUCCUUCAUCGUGGUCCAGGACCGCAAGGGCAAGAUCAACGCUUUCCACAAUGUUUGCCGACACCGGGCCUUCCCUGUGGUCACGAGCACCCACGGCAACAGCUUCAUCUUCUCAUGCAAGUACCACGGAUGGUCCUAUGGUCUUAGCGGAAACCUCGCCAAGGCCCCGGGGUACCAGGACCUCGAGGGGUUCGACAAGUCCAAGAAUGGCCUGUUUCCCAUCCACGUGCAUCUCGACAAGAAUGGAUUCAUCUGGCUGAAUUUGGAUGCGGGCGAGACACCCGAGAUUCCGUGGGGUGAAGACUUUGAAGGAGUCGACGAGCAGCAGAGGUUCGAGCACUACAAUUUCGAAGACUACGUGUACGACCACACGUGGGAGAUGGAGGGUGAAUACAACUGGAAGAUCCUGGCAGACAACUACAACGAGUGCUACCACUGCCCUCAAGCACACCCCGACAUCCCGUCAAUUGCAGAUCUCAACUCCUACUACGUUCAGACGAAGGCCUCCCACAUCCAGCACUUCGGCCAGCCCACAGAGGAACAGAUCGCAAAGGGCUUUCGUGUGGCGGCAACGUACUUCUGGCCCAACGCAUCCAUGAAUGUUUCACCGCACUUCUUCUUUAUCCAGCGCUUCAUGCCCAGCGGCCCCACCAAGUCCGUCAUGAAGUAUGAAGUAUUCCGGAACAAGAAUUCGAGCGACGAGGAUUUUGGCGUGAUCAACGACAUGUACAAGCGAAUCAUGUCCGAGGACAAGUAUCUCUGUCUCAACUCACAGAAGAACCUCAACGCCGGCAUCUUUGUCAACGGCGAGCUUCACCCCGAGCUGGAAAAGGGACCACUAUUCUUCCAGAGGACUGUUCGCGAGGUCAUGACCGCACACUUUGAGAAGGAGCAGCUUCUUGGCGAAGAAAUCUGGCCCGCUCAGCAGCGUGUGCCCAAGUCGGCGACAGCCAGUCAGGCCGACACCAACUUUUGUUCGGCAGUCGACUGUUGCAGGAAGACCAAGAUUACCGAGAAGAAGCAGACCAUGGCCGAGGCGCUUGCAUUUUAG
Messenger RNA from Verticillium nonalfalfae, 1266 nucleotides. RefSeq lists its product as uncharacterized. Gene Ontology annotation, molecular function: 2 iron, 2 sulfur cluster binding; iron ion binding. The coding region runs from base 1 to 1266 and encodes 421 amino acids. Lineage: Eukaryota; Fungi; Ascomycota; Sordariomycetes; Glomerellales; Plectosphaerellaceae. The transcript has 2 exons. The record is from RefSeq and is a predicted model, not a curated record.